AUGCCGUUCAUUGGAACUCGGCAUGUUUACAGACACCAAGGGAUGUGCCGCCGGCUUUUCAGCGUUAUUGAAUCGGCUUUCCAACAACUCAAAGUCAAAUUACUUGUUAUCCCUGCAACGGCUGACUUUAUCCAUGUUUGGUUAUCCAAAUUCGGUUUUCAUCGCGCCGAUGAUUCUCUGAAGAAAGAAAUCCGGUCCAUGAAUCUACUAGCCUUUCCCGGCAUUGAUGUCUUACACAAGGAGCUUUUAGCACCCGAGUCUGCUUCUGACACAGCAAUGGAAAAGCACAUGGACUGCAAAACUUCCUUUAAUCCUUUUGAUGAGGUGAAAGAAGAAGAAGAAGGUCAUUUGAUGGAGUCUCCUCCUCAACGAAACAGCAGCGAGAUGGCUUUCUUAGAUCACAUUAUCCGCUCUCCGGUGGACACUGGUGAAACGGCAAAGGGAGUUGUGUAUGGUUCAGGCGAUGAUGACUGUCCGGCAACGGCAAGGCAAUGA
Messenger RNA from Microthlaspi erraticum, 495 nucleotides. NCBI's taxonomy places the organism in Eukaryota, Viridiplantae, Streptophyta, Magnoliopsida, Brassicales, Brassicaceae. The record is from the annotation of a GenBank genome assembly.